UUAAACAAGCAUCUCAACUCACGUGGGAGCUCCUUGCACCUGUGAGUCCCCGCCCACCCCUGACGUCACAGACCAACCUGAGUUUCAGGCUCCGACAGAAAAGAGUCCCAGAGAAGAAGAAAGCCCUGUUAGGAUCCAACACAGACAUGAGGCUACACACUGCCACCAUGCAGGGCAUUAAAGGGACAGUACAGAUGUUUACAGCAGCAGGGCGAUGAUGGCAGAGGCGGCAACCCCAGAUCUGUUCUCAGAGCAGGAGUUAACCUGCUCCAUCUGUCUGGAUCUGUUCAACCAGCCGGUCUCCACUCCCUGUGGACACAACUUCUGUCAGGCGUGUAUUGGAGGUUACUGGGCGUCUGGCGCGGCAUGCACCUGUCCUCUCUGCAAGCGCCAGUUCGAUGAACGCCCUCAGCUCAGCGUCAACAAAGUUUUCGCUCUCAUCGCCGAGAAAUUCAAACUGAUCCGCUACGGCGCCGCGGGGUUACCCUCGUCGGUCGGGAACGGGACGCCGGCGCUCGCGGUGACCCCAGACGAUCCGUCCGUGGUGGCGGUGGCACCCGGUGAUGACGUGGUGUGGUGUGACGUGUGCACGGGCCUGAAGCAGCCGGCGGUCAGCUCCUGCCUCACCUGCACCGCCUCGUACUGCUCACUGCACCUGCAGCCGCACCACAGCACGCCGUUCUACGCCAAACACCCGCUGAUGUCACCGCAGGACGCGCUGCGGGGGCGCACCUGCCGCGUGCACCGCCGCCUGCUGGAGGUGUACUGUCGGACAUGUGAGCGCUGCAUCUGUGCCCUCUGUGUGCUGGAUGAACAUCGGAUCCACAAAACGGUCUCGGUGCAGACGGAGAGACUCACCAAACAGAAGCAGGUGGCGAGGACGGAGCAGGAGAUCCUGAACCGGAUCGGACAGAAAGAGAUUCAUGUUACUCAGCUGAAGAGGAAACUGGAUGCAGUCAAGAGCUACGCAGACGGCGAGCGCGGCGAGGUGGAGCAGCUUCUGGACGACGUGGCGGUCUCUCUAGACCGGAUCCGGUCCCGCGUGGUGGGGGGGAUCCAGAUCCAGCUGGACGGCGUAAUGGAGAAGGGGACGGGGCUAGUGAGGCGUCUGGAGGCGGAACUUAGUCAGCUGACAGAGAGGAGAGCAGAGCUGGAGAAGCAGGCCGUCAGCCAGGAUCACAUCGGCUUCCUACAGAGUCUGGACUGUGCGGCGGCCCCCCUGGCCGAGGACCAGGAUGCUGAUCUGGAUGAAGAGUUCUCAGAGUUUUCUCUCAGCUUCCAGCUGGAUGACGUCAAGAACUCACUGGCCGACAUCAGGGACAGGAUGGACCUCAUCAGGAUGGGGGGGGGACCAACCCCCAGGGGGGGCUCAGUGUCCAAUGAGCUGACGGCAGCAGAGAGCAUGCUCAGUCUGAGAGGAAGCUCGGCCAAUCUGAGGAAGAGUCAGUGGUCUCUGAGAGAUAUGAAGAGGAUGAAACAUGUCUCAGGACAUAAGAAGGUGCGAGUCUACAUGGAGGACGUGGCGUUGAACCCCGUGACGGCGUACCCCUUCCUGAUCCUGUCCUCAGACAGGAAGCAGGUGAAGCGCGGCGAGACGCUGCAGUUCUUCCGGAGCAGCCCGCAGCGCUACGAUGUCUGGUCCUGCGUCCUCGCCAAGGAGGGCUACGCCACUGGACGCCACUACUGGGAGGUGUUUAUCGGCGAGAGCAGGGACUGGAAGCUGGGCGUGGUCACGGAGACGGCGAGCAGGAAAGGGCUGUUUGACAUGAGUCCGUCUAACGGGUACUACGCCCUCUGGUGGAGCGGAGGCCAGCUGAGAGCGCUCACGGCCCCCCCCCUCACUAAGGUGAAGAGCCCCCCGAGGCUGCGUCAGGUGGGCGUGUUCCUGGACGUGGACGAGGGUCACGUGACCUUUUAUAACGCCAAGUCUGGCUCGGAGAUCUACAGCUUCAGCGGAACCGCAGAGUUCACCGAGAGGAUGUUUCCUCUGCUGGGGACCGGGGACAAAGAGACGCCGCUGGUGCUGAUGACCACGCAGCCCGAUGCCUGAGGGGGGAGGGGGGGAUAAUGGGGGAAGAAAAGAGGGGAACACCUGGACGGUUCUUGACAUCAAAAAGUGCCAGAAAACAUCGGAACAAAUGUACAAGAUGUUUGAGAAAAAGGCUCACAAGUGCAAAAAAAACGUUAAAGAAAGCACCAAAAACAUCAAAAGGGGGGGGGGGGCAGAGAUAGAGGGGAAAGAAAGAGGAGUUUUUUUGUUUUUUGUUGACAUUUAUGUUGCUUUUUUUUCAAAAUGUUUGUAGCUUUUGUCUUGACUUUUUUGUCGCUUGAUUUGACAUUUUGUUGCUAUUUUCUAAAAUCUCUAGACGCAUCGGUUAGUUUGGACGUCAGCCGAAAAACAAACAAUAACCAGCAAAACCUAAAGAAAAGGGAGGAAAAGAAGUUGAGAAAUGCCUUAAUAUAAACCUGAAAAUAAGUUGUUAUGCUGCUGGAAGAAACCACUGGUUUGGGAGGGGGGGGGAUUAAGAAAUAAAUAUAGGAGAUUUAAUAAACAGAAGUUGUGUAAUAAGUAAAUUAUUAAAACUUGUGAAGAAGUGUUUAAACAUGUCAGAAUAUGAAGGAAAUGUUUGUUUUUAUUAGACAUAUCACCUUUGAUGGCUCCGCCCCCUUUACCUUUCAGCCAAUGGCGAGGCUCCGUUGAUGUUCAAACUGUUAAAUAGGAUUAAAUAAAGACUCCUUUUCAUCUCUGUGGACUUGAA
Messenger RNA from Perca fluviatilis (European perch), 2759 nucleotides. Its product is annotated as E3 ubiquitin-protein ligase TRIM39-like. NCBI's taxonomy places the organism in Eukaryota, Metazoa, Chordata, Actinopteri, Perciformes, Percidae. The record is from RefSeq and is a predicted model, not a curated record. Gene Ontology annotation, molecular function: protein binding; zinc ion binding. The transcript has 14 exons. The coding region runs from base 215 to 2050 and encodes 611 amino acids.